Fusarium poae is the source of this 972-nucleotide messenger RNA. RefSeq lists its product as uncharacterized. Gene Ontology annotation, molecular function: (3R)-hydroxyacyl-[acyl-carrier-protein] dehydratase activity. The coding region runs from base 1 to 972 and encodes 323 amino acids. The transcript has 2 exons. NCBI's taxonomy places the organism in Eukaryota, Fungi, Ascomycota, Sordariomycetes, Hypocreales, Nectriaceae. Gene Ontology annotation, cellular component: mitochondrion. The record is from RefSeq and is a predicted model, not a curated record.
AUGUCCUCACGACUCCGCAAUCUCAAAGCCACUGCUUCAGACGCAGCAUCACACUUGUUGGAAACAUUCUCCAAUAAGUCAACUAUUCGUCGCCAACUCGUCGAUGCAAACCAACUACAAAAACUAGCCCUCACCCUCAAUCGGCCCAGAUUGAAUCGCCAAGACGUUUCUGAGCAACCACCUGUCGAGGGAACACCUGUACCGCCUGGAUAUCACCUUGUGUAUUUUACUCCAAAUGGUGCAGAGUCCGAACUCGGCCAUGAUGGGAGUGAUACCACAUUCAAUGCCUCUGCGCCUUUUACCAGAAGGAUGUGGGCUGGCGGCAAAAUGACUUGGGCGACCGAUGUGUCGCUUCGUGUGGGUGAUCAAGUUGAAGAAAGGACGAAACUUUUGAGCGCAACCCCAAAGAAGAGUAGAUCAGUGGGCGAGAUGGUCCUUGUGGAAGUAGAGAAAGAGUUCUGGGGUCCAAAAGGUUUGGCCUUGACAGAUCGUCGAUCAUGGGUAUUCAGGCCUCAGAUUAAUCUCGAUGCCGUGCAAGAGGCACCAAAACCUCUUGGGAAUAUUAUCCGCGGCCCAUCUUCAAUUAGAGAUAUCGAUACUCAGAGUGAGGGUCAUCAUCCUGUUAGGGAACUGCGCUGGUCACCAGUUGGUCUCUUCAGAUUCUCAGCCUUGACAUUUAACGGACACAUGAUACACUACAACCAGGAUUGGACUCGGAAUGUAGAAGGUCAUCCUGGCGAAGUCGUCCACGGACCUCUGAAUCUAAUCAACCUCCUUGACUACUGGCAGGACAUCCACGGUAACGGCGAAAACCCUCGAGGAAUCUCAUACAGGGCCUUGUCGCCGCUUUAUGCUGGCCAGACAUACAGUAUCGGAACUGAGGCCAUUCGGGACACAGAUAAUGGAAAGACAUGGGAUAUCGUUGCUGAAAGAGAGGGAACAACCUGUAUGAAGAGCGAGAUCACAGCGUAA